Lytechinus variegatus (green sea urchin) is the source of this 10608-nucleotide messenger RNA. RefSeq names its product receptor-type tyrosine-protein phosphatase F-like. Gene Ontology annotation, biological process: protein dephosphorylation. The transcript is spliced from 44 exons. The record is from RefSeq and is a predicted model, not a curated record. Gene Ontology annotation, molecular function: protein tyrosine phosphatase activity; protein binding. NCBI's taxonomy places the organism in Eukaryota, Metazoa, Echinodermata, Echinoidea, Temnopleuroida, Toxopneustidae.
CAGUAUAGAACUGUUAACAACUGGGAACCGGCUUUCGGAUGAGAUGUGAAAAGAAAGAGACUCAUGAACGAGGCGUAUUAGAGUAAGGCUAUCUAGGGAUAAAUGUCAGUGGAAGCACAUGAAAAAGAAAGUUGUUCACAUACGAUAGCCUGUAUACCUGGUACUAGAAUGUUCAGCUUCCGUCUUCAAAAAAUCCGUUUCCUGUACUCGCGGACUUUCCCGUUUUAAUCAAGCGCCGAUCACCUAUAGUCUAUUGGGGUAUAUUUCCGGUUGUGCUAUACCAACACCGUGAAAACACUAGUGGUCCCAUGCAGGAACCGCUUUGAAGGGUUUGUGAAAUUGCCAUGGACGUUUAAAAUAAUAUUGUGCUCAUAAUAGGCGGAAUUGUAACGAGGAAAUAAAAUCUGAACAAAAGUUUCGAAACAAUGAGGAAAUUGCAUACUUUGAGUUUCGAGUCUUUACUAGUGUUCUUGUAGCCGCUCUUGUGGAAUCUGUGAAUUUGUCCGAACGAAUACUCUAGAGCGUAGUUUCUUGACAACGAAAGUUUGAUUUCAUUCAUUGUCAGAUAACCUUGUUCAGAUUUCGUGAAACGAAUUAUAACUUCGAUCAGCUUACUUUGGAACUCUUGGGGAGGUCGACUUGUCAUCGGGGAUUUAAGCGUCUUGAAGUUAAUUCCCUUAGGUGAAAGACUUUGGGGUCCGCGCCCCCAAAAUAGAUUGGUUGUCACCAUUGUUUCAUUUGCGCAUCCCGAGAUUAAUACUUGUAACGCAUCGAUGCCGUUAUUAUCUUGAAUUUCGGAAAUAUAAAGACUUGAAACCAAAAGUUUCAUCUUAAGACGAUAAGACAAUGGAAAUGCUGGACACUAUUAGCACAAUACUCAUGGAAGAAUAAGCGCUUUUAAAGAGGUGUAUGUACAUUUGCAAGUUUCCUUUGUAUCUUUUGAAGCUGACAAUUCGGUUAAGACGCGUCUUGUAUGUGCCUGUCCAAGUAAUAAUAUUAAUAAAGAUUCCCUUAAAUAUGUCGAGUGUAAUAUCAACGUCAAGUUCAAGUUAACUGGAGCGAACAGCUCAGCUAAUCACUUUGAGACACGAGUGUUAUAGGGUGUUCAUCUACUUGUUAUGGCGUCCUUUCUGUGUUCGAAAAAGUCCCUUUCCGGGCUCAUGCUUCUAUGUUUCUACCUGGUGACUACAAUCAAUGCUGUCAAUAUAGACAUGACUUUGGUUACCAACCACCCUCUUUUGGAUCCGUUUAACACUGAUGAUCAGUAUAUCAGCAUCUACCUUGGACAAGAAGAUGCUACUCUAAGAGACUCUAUUGCAUUUGAACGUAUCAUCAAGACUGCAGAUACCGCAGGUCGCCCGGAAUACAACACGUCAAAUGAAGCUCAUGUUGUAAGGUUUGAUUUCCAACAAUCACAGGGUAUCGCUGCAUUGGGUGCAUUCCGUAUAGGCGUCGAGUAUGAAGGAGAAACGCACAAUAGUUCAACUAUUGUCCUCAUGCAUAAUGCUACAAUCGCCCCCGAACAAACAACUUUGACUGCCCAUCUCGGAGAAACUGUGACAAUCCCUUUCAAAACAGAUAUGAAGACUGACACACUCAAGUGGCGGUUUAAUGGGGAUUCAAUAUCUGGCUCUAAAGGAAAGCAGAAUCUCACUUUGGAAAAUAUACAGAUGGAGAAGGCUGGAAUAUAUAAAUGUUUUAUACAGUCACACAGAUGGGAUGCAGAUCAACAAGCAAUACAGCUCCUUCAUAUCAUCAGAUGUCCAGCUUACCAUUGGGGACCUGACUGUGAACGAGAUUGUCCUGAGUGUCUUAACGGAGGCAGGUGUGAUGUAGACUCGGGGGAGUGUGUAUGUCCUCCUGGUUUUAGCGGGACAAAAUGCGAUCAAGUCCUGGGGAGCAACCGGUUUGGACAAAAUGGCAGUUUUUCCUGUGACACCUCAGGAGAUGACCACAGUCUAGCGUGUCAGGGAAAACUCUUCUGCCUCCCAGAUCCCUACGGAUGCACCUGUGCAGCGGGAUUCAUGGGGAUCGAUUGCACAAGAGAAUGUGCACCUGGGAGAUAUGGAGCCAACUGCUUGCAAGAAUGCCACUGUGGCCCACCAAACAACUGUAAGAAGGAUACAGGAGAAUGUACGAAUGGGACUACGUGUGCAGAUGGCUGGACAGGCGUCAAUUGCCAAGCUAAAGGUUCACCCUCUCUCGACACUGAUGAUGAUAUAGUAGUGAUUCCGGAUAUUGCAACCACUUCUUUCUUCGCUCCCAUUGCUGACACCACUCUAGCUCCAAUUCCAGUCACCACAGGAGAUACCACCCCCGUUAGCACAACCGAGACUCCACAACCAGUUCCAUCCUUUGAAAUAUCAAGCUUCCAUUACUCCCAGGUUAACAACGGGAAUCCUACUACACUGGUUUGUGUCGUGAAGGCAUCUCCGGGUCCUCCUGCACUUGAAAGCAUGAGCGUCACCAACACAGUGAACGGACAAGUAACGAUCAUUCCACGACUCAAUUCCACCGCUAAUGAGACAACCAGAACAUCCUGGUACCAGGUUAAGGUGAGACUUGAUGAGAUGCCCAAGAACUACACGUGUCUUUUCCAUGGACCGGGCGGGGGUAGUGUCUCAAAAGAUCUUGCUGUCUAUGUGUUUGAGCCCCCGAGGUUUAAUAGAAAUGAAGCUCACAUCCUCGUUCAGGAACGAACAUCUCAAUCGAUCAGCAUAAGCUGGUCACCUUGGGAAAGAAAUCAAGAUUACGGCAAUGGACCAGUGAUUGGAUAUUAUGUCUACUACAACAUCCAUGGUCAUCAAGAUGAUGUAGAUAGGGUUUUCACCAGCGAUGUAACCUAUACCAUCACUGGAUUGACACACGAUACACAGUAUGAUAUCAGAGUCACUGCUUUAAGAGAAGGGGAACGGGGAGAGGGGAGUUACAGCUCACCAAUAACAGAAAGGACCAGCUGUAUUGCACCUUCUGCCGCACCUGUCUUGUCUCUGGAAGAUCAAACUCAAUCAUCCAUCUCUUUGAGUUGGGAGAUGAUACCUGAGGAAACAUGGGGGUGCAGUUCUCUUUCGGAAAUCCUCAUUAUUGUUAGCACCAAUGGACAAAAUGACCGCCGCCGAAACUCUUCAUUUAGUGCUGAAAAUGGCACAGCUACUAUCAACGACCUUCAGGACUGUACUACGUAUCGCAUCGAAGCGGCUUUUCAGAACAGGGAUGAGUUGGGGAUCUACUCAGAUGCGUUGUCUGUGAGCACAUCUAAGAUACGACCUGCAACUGUAGAGAACUUACGGACGUCGCCAGCAACCACCCACAUUGAUGUCACCUGGGUAGUAUCUUCGAGUAUAUGUGCUCCUGACUACUUUAUCUUACGAUACAGUCUCUACAGAAAACUUGCAUGCCCAUCACCAGAAACCACCCUUGUACAAAUAGAAGUCAACACCACAUCUACACUAUACAGGCUAGAUGGGUUAGAGCCUUAUUCGACGUACACGAUUUCUGUUAUCGCAGUAAAUAGUAUCGGGGAGAGCGAACCGACGACUCGCAGUGUUGACACAGGGGCGGGACGACCAGCUACCAUCAGGAACGUCAUGGUGAAUCCAGAAAAAACGUCUCCAACACGACUAGCGUUCACCUGGGAACCGCUCGAUUGCAGAAAUGUGAAUGGGGUAUUCUGGUACUACUAUCCAAGAAUCUAUGCGGACGGUGAUAGAACAAAGCGACCUGAUGGUGGUGAAUACUUAGAAUAUGACUUAACAUCAUCAUCACUCGAGUUCAACGAACUCGAGCCGUGUACAAUGUACGAACUGAAUAUAUAUGCUGGAAAUACAGACAGGCAAACUGGAGAAGAGUCCAGAGCAAACGGCUUAACAAGUGUUACAAUUAACAGUGCUUCGACAUUUGGAUAUCAACAUAUGAUAAGUGUCUCUUGGAGCGUUCCAUCUGGAUGCGAAGUUGAUUACUACAGGCUAUCAUAUCAACUCUCCUCACGUCGAGCCUGUCCAGAUGUUCCUGUAAUAGAUUCUGAAAUCAAUGAACUCAACGUUACGUCACCCCCUUAUACAUCGGUUACCAAAAACAUUCCAGACCUGGAGAAUUAUGCUACUUAUAACAUAUCAAUCAUAGCUGUGAUCGAUGGAAUAGAGAGCCUACCUAGAAGUGUUCAAGGAAACACUGUUGACGGAAAACCCUCUGCAAUUGAGUCUGUGUCAUACACAUCAACAGCUCACUCUUUGACAUUUGAAUGGGAGGAACCCUCGUGUGAAAACCUACAUGGCAAUCUCAAUGAAUAUGAGAUCGACUUCGUCUACUCGCAUAGAACUGCGCGGCAAACACUGUCCAGAGAAAAAAAUAGCCUGACAUUCACAGACCUUAUUGGUUGCACAGAAUAUACCUUUACCAUAAGAUUAGUGACGGCCAAUAAUUACAGAAGUGAAUGGUAUGAUAUUACGGCACCGACAAAUAUAUCAGAGCCUGGAGAGCCCAUCAUCAGAGAGAUUAGGAAGCAUCGGGCAGAAGGCGCUACAGGUCUUAUAGUCCACUGGGAUCCUCCUUCUACUCCUCCAUGCGAGCCUACACACUAUCAAAUCCAGUAUUAUAUUUAUCAAGGCGAUAAGUGUGAGGAUAUACCCAGUCAGCCUCAAUUAGGCCUAACUUCAGCAGGGUCUGUCAAUGGAUCAACCUUCACCUUCACCAUCCUGGAGUUACGUCCAAACUCUGAAUAUAUGGUCUUUGUGAGAGCCCAAACAAGCAGUGGUUACGGUGAUUCUGAUUCUCAAAGAGCUCUCACGGGACAUUCAUAUCCAUCUGGUCCUCCAACUAAUGUCCAUUCAACUUUCACCAAGAAACGAAGUAUUACCUUUACUUGGGAUAAACCAGCAUGUGGUUAUCGGAAUGGACCAAUUACAAACUACGACGUUAUUCUAUUUGAUUUAGCAGGAGGCGUAGUAGAUCAACGUAAUGUGUCGGAUAGUACAACACCCGAGGCAACAAUAGAUGGCCUCAUCCCAUAUUCAAAUUACAGUAUCAGGGUCAGAGCAUGGAACUAUGAACUACCAGGGGUUUAUUCUACAAAGGUUUGGGCACAGACAGAUGAAGCAAGUAAGACUGAACCAGAAGCCUGGACACCCAUAAGAGUAAAUCUUCCAGCUUCUGACCAGGGGAGCAUCACAGUGGAAUGGAUGUCACCAAACCCUCCACUGGGAAGGAUAAUAGGUUAUUACCUUCUCUAUUGGGAGACGGAUGAUAGUAGUGUCACGCCUAUAGUCAGGAAUGUUAGCUCUCCAUGUGGAGAUGGUCUGUGCUCUGACAUCAAUCAAAGGUUUUCGGUGGUAAUCCCUGAUCUUCGGCCGGACACGAAUUAUUCCGUCCAGGCAAUAGCAGAGACCAGUCUAGGUGUUGGUGAUCGAGGUCCAGAUGAUCCUUUGGUCAGGCUGACAUCGGAAGGAAUUCCAAGUGCUCCCCAAAAUGUUGCUGUAUCCAGUAGGUCGAAAUCGUUGAUGAUUACCUGGAACAAGCCAAAGUAUCCUCGUGGCAAAAUCACCUCUUACACGCUGGCGUACAAAGUGAAAGCAAAGCCGUACGACAGUUCAUUCCAAAUGGGAGAUUCAUUCAUGAUAAAAGCAUUAGAUGGAGUCUCCACGAGUUUUCUUCUUGAAGAUCUGGAGCCAGCUACGCUUUAUGAGGUCUAUGUGGUAGCAUCUACCAGUAAAGGAAAGGGGGAAUCCAGUCCGCAUGUGGAUGAAUUUACCGAACCACCUACAGUUGAUGAACUUCCUAAACCGAGCAUACCAGUGAUUGUAAUGUCUCCCAACGGUUUGCCAACCAUUCCAUUUUCUGAUGCGCUUGAUUCUCCAUAUAUAACAGACGUUCUUGUUGCUGUUGAAGAGAGGCUUCCGGACGCGAGACGAAGACGUCAGCUGACAGGGUACGGUACCUUCGCCGAGAACCCUUCAUCCUACAUCGCAGCCAAGGUCGGCAAGGAUCGCCUCCCGUUAGAUAUCACUGUAGGAGAUAACCAGACGUAUGGAGGGUAUCACAACGCACCCCUGAAAGACAAAGCAACCUAUGAUAUACGGACAGGUGUCGAGAGUAACAUUGGUGGACAGAAAUCCACCCUUUACGGAGAUGCGAUAACGUAUCAAACAGGCUCGAAAGGUGGUGGUUCUGUAGUACCUAUGGUGAUAGGGGUAAUAGUGGCACUUCUUCUUGCAGCUGUGGUAGUAGUUGGUGUUCUAUAUUACAGAAAGAAAAAAGGGAAGUUGGAUCGUCUUCCAGCCUCUAUACUCAGACCACGAAGAACGCCACCAGUCAGAUCUAACAACAGGAACCAGAUGAACGACAAUGUGCCACUGAGACAAGUAAACAGCCUAAAUCGUAGUGGAACGCUGCCCAAUGGGUCAUCCACUGAUGGCUUGUGUAACGCCGAGAUCAACGGGGAUGACGGGGCUAUCUAUGCGAACAUGCAACCAGAAGAGAAUGCACAUAGACCUAUCCCUCUUGACCAACUCAUCACCUAUGUGGCACAGAAGAAGUCGAGCGCGAAGAAUGGAUUCAAGCAAGAUUAUGACGUAAGUGAUUAAGGUAUCCAAGGUCGGCAACUUCACCCAUGGGACGUGGCUAAGAAGAUUGAGAACCAAACAAAGAAUAGAUAUAUCAACAUUAUUGCUUAUGAUCACUCGAGAGUCCUUUUGCCUAUGCUUGACAAUGAUCCACAUUCUGAUUAUAUCAAUGCAAGCUUCAUUGAUGGUUACAAUUAUCCAAGAAAGUACAUCGCUGCCCAAGGACCCAAUAUCGCAUCGGUAAAGGAUUUCUGGCGAAUGAUAUGGGAGGAGGACUGUGGCAAGAUUGUAAUGUUGACCAACUUGGUAGAGGGUGAAAAGAAAAAAUGUGAGAAGUAUUGGCCAGACAAGAAGAUGUUGUAUGGAAAGAUAACUGUUACGAUGAACAGUACAGAAGUGAACACACACUACACGGUUAGGACAUUCACUGUCAUGUUUGAUAAUAGCAUCCGUGAAGUUGUCCAAUACCACUAUACCUCAUGGCCUGACAUGGGUGUACCAAAGUACACCACACCUCUCAUGAACUUCAUCAGGACUGUCAAGCAACACCACACAAACAGUAUUGGACCAAUGAUUGUUCACUGCAGUGCUGGUGUUGGACGCACAGGAACCUUCAUCACACUAGACGCAAUGUUGGAUCAGGCUGAGGCAGAGAAUACCAUAGAUGUCUACAAUUUCAUCACAGGCUUGAGGAAUAGUCGGAUUAAGAUGGUUCAAGUAGCGGAGCAAUAUCAGUUCAUCUUCGAUGCUCUGUUAGAAACCUUUGUCUGUGGGGAUACCAGCAUAGCUCAAGAUCUUUACCUUCAGCGGUACCCGUCAUUGUUAGCCCCGAGUCCAGAUACCGGAUCCACACUGCUUCAGGAACAGUUCGAGCGCCUUGACAUGUUCACCAUCAGAGCAAGAGACGAUGAACUGAGAACUGCCAGAAACCCAAUGAACUCCCACAAGAAUAGAUACCGUGACAAACUACCAACGGACAAAUCCAGGCCAUAUCUGAUCACAGAGGUUGAUGGUGGAACCAACUACAUAAAUGCUUCCUUUUUGCCCGGAUACACAAAGAAGGACAUGUUCAUUGGUACCCAGACCCCUCUCCCAGAUACUGUUGUUGACUUCUGGCGAUUGAUCUUUGAUUACAGGAUUUCUACCAUUGUCAUGCUCAACGGUAUGGCCUCAGAGGAUCAGUCUAUGGCAGAAUACUGGGCGUACUCUUCACAGAGUGACAUCACCCAUGGUCCCUUCACGAUAACACUCCUCAAUGAGGAACAUUAUGAUGAGAUAUCAUGUAGGACAAUGGAAGUCAGAAGCACAACUUCCAAGUCUCGAGUUCACACAGUGUAUCAACUGCACCUGACGACAUGGCCAAUGGCAUCUGAGGUAUGUACCUCUGCAAUCUCUUUCAUGGAGCUUCAUCGUAGAGCCAUGGUAUGGAAUGAAUCCAAUGCCAAAGACACACCAAUCCUGGUCCAUUGCAAGGAUGGUGAAGGGGCCACAGGAACUUUCUGUGCUCUCUCAUCAGUCCUGGAGAGACUGAAUGUAGAGAAACUGGUAGAUGUAUUCCAGGCAUGUAAGAGACUGAGGGCAAUUCGGACAGGGGCUGUGGCGUCACUGGACCAGUAUGAGUUCAUCCACUCUGUUAUGAGACUGUAUUUGGAUUCUUAUGACAUCUAUGAAAACUACCGGACAUAGGGGCCCUCAGUGUUCUCUCCUAAACGUGAACAAGAUAUGGAAUCAAUCGGGAUCUGUCCAAUUGUUCAGUCAUUUUAUUUAGCUUAAUUAUCUCCAAAUAUAUUUAAUAACAAUUCCGAUACUAAUUGUUUUGUUAUCCAUUUAUAGAAAUUCAUGUUGUUUUCAUGCAUACAUAAACAAAUCCUGAAAAUGAAAAUGCAUAAGUGAUUUUUGUUUAUAUGUAAUAUAGACAAACAUUAUAUGGGCAUAUAUCCGACACAAUAAGGAAAAUUGUCAGAUUUAAAUUCUUUCACUUAAUAUUUUGCGCUGCUUCAGUUACGGAAUUUAUACUUAGAUGUUGGAAUGAAUAAUUUUACGAGAUGAUUAAGGCAAUUAUUUAUAUAUUUUGCUAAUGUGAACAAAGAGGGUAUCAAGGAGAGAAUCCCCCUUCCAAUUCCUGACAGCGAUGGUUUAUUGAAAUGUUUAUAGUUUUAACCUAUAAUCCAGGUAGCUGGAUCAUGCAGCCCCCCAUCAUUUUCGGCCUAUGAUCAUAAUGCUGGAAGAUUGCGCAGCGAUGUUACUCUAGCUUGUUGUUAUAUUGUCUGAAGUCUUGAGUAUCUUAUUCCCAGACAAGUCGUUUGGUAGGGUGUCAUACAAUUUUACUCAUGCAUUUAUCACCCCAAAUGGGUCAAGAACCGGAUUUUAUUUAUAAUGUUACUUCAAAUUAUUAUUUCAAAUAAUACAAAUCAAUAAAUCUGUUUGAUUGAUCAAUAAAAAUGUGUUACCUGCAUGGGGAUAAGAGUUAGCUAUUGUAGAAUUAUGAUAGAAUUUUGGUUGGAAAAUACAAGAGGUAUUAACUCUACUGUUGACGGAUUUUUGGGGUACUGAUUUAUAGCUAAUGAAAUAUGCAUCAGUUGCAAUAUUUAGUGGCAUUUAUCGCAAUUGAAGAAGAUGACAUAGAUUUUAGAUACCAUCCCCAAUGCUUUUUAAGGUAGAGGGGGAGAUAUAUUGAUUCAUUGUUCCACAUAAUAUUAUUUUACUUUUGCACAAAACAUUACAUUUUUUAUUUUCUGGGAUCACUCACUUUGAUUUCUCUCAAUAUUCUUAUGAUAGUGUACCAUCUGUUUCAUGAUACUUUAAUGAUAUGAUCUUGGCGAGUAUGUCUGGUAAACUCAUCAAUUUUGAUUUUGACUGCCGUCUAUUGAUUGCCAAGAUCUAGUGUUUUCUAAUCGUUUUUUUUUUAUUAUUAUUCUUGGACCGUAAGGGGUAUUUGAAUCGCAAGCCUCUGUAAUCUCCCAAAUAUAAAUUGAAAUGAAAGUGAGAUGCCUUAAAAGUACACAGUUAUUCUUGCCAAAACAUUGCAUACCUUCCAUUGUAGUGUUUAUAUUGCAAUAUUUGUUUCAUGUUUUUGUACAUAUUGCAUGUAAUGUAAUUACGAUAGUUUAUGUAUAUAUUCAUAAUAGAAAUUGAAUGUUGAGACAUGAAUAAAAGCUUGAAUGUUUUUUUUUUAUAGUUACGUGGUAAACACAAGUUUCUAUAAAUAUCUUCAAGUCUAUCCUACCUAGGUGGGUUUCAGCUAAUAGAUAAAUCAUUAAAUGAAAGAAACAAUGAUGUAUGAUUUUUCUAUAAACUGUAUUUACUCGUUGCUAUCACAAUGAGACGUUAAUCGGGAGGUUAAUAAAAUGUUAACAUAUUCCAAUAAUCAAAGCAUUUUGAAGAUACUUGGAGAAAAAAGUAUGUUAAUGUAUAGAUUUAUAAAACAUUGUGCCAUCAUAAAUUUCAUAUAUUUCGUACCAUAGUCAUACAUAAUGUACGUGCCAUCAUAUGCAAUACUAAAUUCUAUGCAUUUUAAAUACCCGUUUACAGAAAUUCUAUGUUUCCUUUUUUGUAUCUGAAAGCAUACUACAUUUAUUAUUACCCAGAAUGUGAUGCAUGAUAUCAAAUUGAAAAUUGUAACGAUUUAUAGUGGCUUGAUUGUAAGACACUAACUAUUAUGAUUAUGUUGAUGAUAAUGAUGAUGAAGAUGUUAAUAAAGAUGAUUGAUGAUGAUAAUGGUAAUAAUAAUAUUUGAAUGAUAAUAAUAGCAAUAAUAAUAAUGAUAAUAAUAAAAAAGAAGUAUAUUGAUAAUGUAAUUAUUGACGGUGAAAACAUAGAAAUAAUAAUGACACUAGUAAUACAAAUUAUAGUAAUUCUUGCUUUUAUAUACAUGCAUAUUGCUGCCAAUAUCAAUGUGGUGUUAAAAAACAUUUGAAAUUCCAUAGUUGUCUUUUUCAGAUAAUUAUCUGUAUUGUAAGGAGUAGAUGGCUAUUUCUGAACCGGUUUUGACUCAUAUAGUACUAUGGUGUUAUUCUAAACGAAAUGAUUAAAUACGAAUUUGUUUGAUAAA